AUGGCUGCUUCUAAGCCAGUUGAACCCCAGUCUGGGAGCGGACUACCCCGCUGGCAGCUGGCGCUUUUAGUCGGGACUCCUAUUGUGCUCGGUGUCGGAGCUGUGUACCUCUGGAACCGUAACAGGACGAAUAAAUCGAAUGGAACCGGGGAACGGAAAACUCCAGAAGGCAGUGCCAGUCCCGUUCAGGGCCAAGACGGUGCGCCUCGAGCCAACCGAGAGGAGGAGAACAUGAGCCCGUUGGACAAAGCCCAGGCUGCAAAGAAUAAGGGCAACAAGUACUUCAAAGCCGGCAAGUACGACAAAGCUAUCCAGUGCUACACAGAGGCCAUCGCUCUCUGCCCCAAAGAGCAGAAGUCUGAUUUGUCAACAUUUUACCAGAACAGAGCAGCAGCGUACGAGCAGCAGUUGAAGUGGACAGAGGUGGUCCAGGAUUGUUCUCAGGCUGUGGAAAUGAACCCACGCUACGUUAAGGCUCUGUUCAGGAGGGCUAAAGCUCUUGAAAAACUGGACAACAAGAAGGAGUGCCUAGAAGAUGUCACAGCGGUGUGUAUCCUCGAGGCCUUCCAGAACCAGCAGAGUAUGUUGCUUGCUGAUAAGGUGUUAAAACAGUUGGGAAAAGAGAAGGCCAAAGAGAAAUACAAGAACCGUGAGCCGAUGAUGCCAUCUCCUCAGUUCAUCAAGUCAUACUUUAGCUCGUUUACCGAUGACAUCAUCUCCCAGCCGCAGCAGAAGGGCGAGAAGAAAGAUGAAGACAAGGAUAACGAAGGAGAGGCGGCUGAAAUCACAGAGAGCUCUGGCUUCUUAAAGGCGAAGCAGUUCAUGGAUGAAGAGAACUACGACAAAAUUAUCAGUGAGUGCACUAAAGAGAUCGAGUCAGGAGGCCGAUACACGGCAGAGGCCCUGCUGCUGAGAGCCACCUUCUACCUGCUGAUUGGAAACGCUACUGCUGCCCAGCCUGAUCUGGACCAGGUCAUAAACAUGAAGGAGGCUAAUGUUAAGCUACGAGCAAACGCUUUAAUAAAGCGUGGCAGCAUGUACAUGCAGCAGCAGCAGCCUCUGCUCUCUACACAAGAUUUCAACAUGGCUGCUGAGAUCGACAGCCGGAACCCUGACGUGUACCACCACAGGGGGCAGCUAAAGAUCCUGCUGGACCAGGUGGACGAAGCAGUGGGAGAUUUUGAUGAGUGCAUCCGCCUCAGGCCCGACUCUGCUCUGGCACAGGCUCAGAAAUGCUUCGCCCUUUACAGACAAGCAUAUACUGGAAACAACCCAUCACAGGUGCAGACGGCCAUGGAUGGCUUUGAGGACGUAAUCCGAAGGUUUCCAAAAUGUGCUGAAGGCUAUGCUCUCUACGCUCAGGCUUUGACCGACCAGCAGCAGUUUGGGAAAGCUGAUCAAAUGUACGACAAGUGUAUCGAACUGGAACCAGACAAUGCUACGACUUAUGUUCACAAAGGUUUGUUGCAGCUUCAGUGGAAACAAGACCUCGACCAGGGGCUGGACCUCAUAAGUAAGGCGAUAGAAAUCGACAACAAAUGUGACUUUGCCUAUGAAACUAUGGGAACCAUCGAAGUUCAAAGGGGAAACCUGGACAAGGCGAUAGAAAUGUUUAACAAAGCCAUCAACCUCGCCAAGUCAGAGAUGGAGAUGUCCCAUUUGUACUCGUUAUGCGAUGCAGCGUACGCCCAGACGGAGGUGGCUCGGAAAUACGGCCUUAAACCUCCCACUCUGUAACGUCUCCACCGUCCAUCGCAGUCUCCACCGCAGAACCUAAUUGUCUUACUGUUUGAAAUAAAUCUGAUUUGUUAAAAGAAAUUCUGGAUAUUAUGAUGAAAAGAAUAAACCCUUAAUAUGUCACGUGGUGUUCUCAGAUUAGAAAGGAUUUUAUUUUUGAAAGCCAACAGGUUUUCUAUUUACAAACCAGGUCUCUGUCUCUGUCAGGAUACUGUUUGACCAGCAGGCGGUUGCUGAUGCCUAGUUCAGCCCAAAGUAAUUGUGAAACCUUUUCAUCUCUCAAAUAAAGCGUGGAGGUAAAACAUACAUGAAUGUCCAUUCAUAUCUGUUUAAAAUAAUACGCAGAAGACGAAAACGUGCAGUUUGUUGAACGAUUACUGACUUUUAAGGCUUCUGUAACAUACAGAUGUACAGAAAAUACUGUGAGGUUGUGAAGAACUGUUCUCUUAGCAGUUUAUGCUGAUCUGAAGAGUUGUUGUUUUUUUUCCGGCUGCUUCCAUUUUCUAACAUAGAUCUUCAGUUUGAAUGCGAGAGAAUCAGUUCUUUGUGAAAUGUCUGUAUUUGCAAUGCUGGAAUUGAUCCGAUAGGUAUGGGCCCUAAAAGGCCUGUUUAGUCUUUUUUUUUUUUUUUCUUUAAUAGGUUUGCCUGUUUUUAAUAUAUAAAAUUUGUGCAGCAUGCUCACUUUAUCUAUGUAAAUGCAAUGCUCAAGCUGUCUGGAACACUAGAAAAAAAAAUCAAAGUAUGCUUGACUUGGGCAAAACCCUUUUCAUCAGACAAACUUAGCCAUCGUUUUUUUUAUGCCUCUAUUCUUUGAAGAUGUCACCUGCUAUUGGAGUUUUGUAGUUCAUUAGUGAAAUCUUUGGGGGGGUGUUUUCUGUUUGUUUUAUUCCAUUAUUUGUACAAGUCCUUAAGACCUAACCUUUUUUUUUUUUUUUUAAGAGAUUUUUUUUCACAAUGCUGGCCUUAAGGAUCCCAGCCUACAUGCAGCCCAGACAGUCUCUUUAUGCACUGUGUUCAAAUUCUCAGCAUGAUUUUGUUUUUUUGUUUUUUUUUAAAGCAGCCAGCUGUGUUUAAUUUAGUAUGCACUAAGUUUUGCAUAUUUUACGAAUCAACUGGGACCCCUUGAGUUUUUGGACUCGAUGCUUCCCAAAGAAUCAGUGGCAGAUUUUACACAGAGGUUAUAUCAGAGAAUGAGAACAUGCGUCACCGCUGCUGCUGUGCAGAUGGACUGCUUAAAAUAAAAAAGCAGGAUUUAACCCUUAAAAAAAUCAAUAUAUGUAAACUAAGUUGUAACUGUUUGAUAGAAAAACAACAAAAAUGUCAAUGUUCACAGUGACCAAAGUGGAAAUAAUGAGAAUCCUAAUAAAGUGAGUUAUU
Cyprinodon variegatus (sheepshead minnow) is the source of this 3114-nucleotide messenger RNA. RefSeq names its product translocase of outer mitochondrial membrane 70 homolog A (S. cerevisiae) (gene tomm70). The transcript has 12 exons. Gene Ontology annotation, molecular function: protein binding. The record is from RefSeq and is a predicted model, not a curated record. The coding region runs from base 1 to 1737 and encodes 578 amino acids. Lineage: Eukaryota; Metazoa; Chordata; Actinopteri; Cyprinodontiformes; Cyprinodontidae.